AUGAGCAUCUUUGAGAUCGCAAGAAAUUUAAAAACCACUAUCGCGCUGUGGUUACUGUGGCGGCGGAUCUUCGUAUUUAAACCGAUACAUAUGAUGUUUCCUGGAGCAGUCGCCAAUACGGAACUGCAACAAGCUGCUGCAGACAAAGUAAAAAACGAUGUUGGAACAUUUGUUUUGUUUGGAUUGUUGAUUGAAGCAGUUGCCUUCACAGCUUCUUACUUCGGAAUCGAAGGAGUUUUGCUUUAG
Cylicostephanus goldi is the source of this 246-nucleotide messenger RNA. NCBI's taxonomy places the organism in Eukaryota, Metazoa, Nematoda, Chromadorea, Rhabditida, Strongylidae. The record is from the annotation of a GenBank genome assembly.